UUUUUCAUAGGGAGCUCUGCAGAUUUGUUCUGGCGCUUAAUUCUGUUUAGUCCUCUGCUUUGUGAGAGCUACAAUCUUUUUUUUUUACUGCGAAGAUUUUUCCUUCAGGAAUUAGGAUCUGUCAGAACUGCUUGAAAGGAUGCGUUUCUUUGUCCUGUUGAUAUUCACUUGCUGGGAAGUUAUGAUCUGCAAGAGUCAGCAUGAAGAUAUGUGCUCCUUCAGACCAGCUGAUGCACCCCUCAGUCCAAUGUGUAUCUUUCGAAAUCCUGAAAAGACACCUAAUGAAGCAGACAAAGACAAAGUGUCAGAGCUGGUCCCAGAGUUCACUAAUCCUCGUGUCUGGGAACUUUCCAAGGCAAAUUCUAAAUUUGCUAUCAAGUUGUAUAAACAUGUGGCAGAAUCCAAAUCCACUAAUGCCAAUAUCUUCAUGUCACCUUUGAGCAUCUCAACAGCUUUUGCCAUGGCAAAACUUGGUGCCUGUGGAGAAACCCUUAAGCAAAUCAUGGAAGUCUUUCAGUUUGAUACUAUUAAAGAGAAGACAUCUGACCGGAUACAUUACUUCUUUGCCAAGCUGAACUGCAGAUUAUACAAAAAAGCCAACAAGUCCUCAGAACUGGUAUCUGCUAACCGCCUGUUUGGGGAGAAGAGUCUGGUCUUUAAUGAGACCUACCAAAACAUCAGUGAGACAACAUAUGGGGCUAAGCUAAUGCCACUAAACUUCAAGGAAAAAUCAGAACAAUCAAGGCAUAUAAUAAAUGAGUGGAUAUCUAACAAGACUGAAAAUCGAAUAACAGACAUGAUCCCUGAGGGAGUCAUUACCACUGAUACUGUUUUAGUCAUGGUAAAUGCCAUGUACUUUAAGGGCCUUUGGAAAUCAAAAUUUAAACCAGAAUUUACUCAUGAUGCAGAGUUUUACAGACAAGAACAUGAUUACUGCCAUGUGCCCAUGAUGUAUCAAGAGACGAAGUUUAAGUAUGGCAAGUUCGUCAAAGACAGAGUUCAAGUAAUAGAAUUACCAUACAAGGGAGAUGAUAUUGCCAUGAUAUUAAUCCUGCCAAACAAGGAAGUUGGCUUAACUGAGGUUGAAAAGACCCUGAACUUUGACAAAUUACACUUCUGGCUUAAUAGUAUGAAGGAACAUGAAGUGGCUGUGUCAUUGCCUCGAUUCCAAAUCAGUGACAACUUUAGUUUGAAAGAAAGGCUUGAGCAGAUGGGCCUGUUGGACUUGUUUAAUCCAGACACUUCCAAUUUACCAGGCAUUGUAGAAGGAGGACGCAAGGAUAUUUAUAUCACAGAUGCUUUCCAUAAAUCAUUUUUGGAGGUAAAUGAAGAAGGGAGUGAAGCAGCUGCAGUGACAGCACUGAUAUUUACAGGUCGGUCUCUCAACAUUAACCGUGAAAUCUUCAAUGCCAACAGAUCCUUUAUUCUGCUAAUCCUGGAGAGCAGAAUCCGCUCUAUUAUCUUCAUGGGGCGUAUCUCCAACCCUUGUUCUCAAUAACUAGACAAAAAGAGUAAUAAAUGUCUUUCCAUUCAUCUCUUGCUAACUGCAAUACACAGGAAAAGAUGAAUAUGAUUUGCUAUCAGAACUGAUAACUGCUAUGAAAGUUUGUACUUGACAAAUUUUAACCUGUGAGCAUUAAAUUCUAAUACUGACCUUUACAAUGUAUAAGAGAUGACUAGAAUGUUCAGUACACAAUUUCUUCCAUUAAAGAGUACAUGAUAAACUGAA
Molecule: messenger RNA, 1729 nt
Organism: Protopterus annectens (West African lungfish)
Lineage: Eukaryota; Metazoa; Chordata; Ceratodontiformes; Protopteridae
Gene: SERPINC1
Product: serpin family C member 1
Exons: 7
Coding region: 140-1498 (452 amino acids)
Molecular function (GO): serine-type endopeptidase inhibitor activity
Source: RefSeq, a predicted model, not a curated record